Messenger RNA from Stegastes partitus (bicolor damselfish), 1548 nucleotides. It is a transcript of the gene adad2, whose product is annotated as adenosine deaminase domain containing 2. Gene Ontology annotation, biological process: adenosine to inosine editing; RNA processing. The record is from RefSeq and is a predicted model, not a curated record. Gene Ontology annotation, molecular function: double-stranded RNA binding; adenosine deaminase activity; tRNA-specific adenosine deaminase activity. NCBI's taxonomy places the organism in Eukaryota, Metazoa, Chordata, Actinopteri, Pomacentridae. The transcript is spliced from 10 exons. Bases 1 to 1548 code for a protein of 515 amino acids. Gene Ontology annotation, cellular component: cytoplasm; nucleolus.
AUGGCGGCUCGCAAAGCAUUUAAAUACAGUCCGAGAAGAGGUGCUGCUAGUUUUCAGUCUCUGGCAGACCGUGAGCCGGGCUUGCAUCUUCCCCAUCCCGAGGUCCACCUGACGGAUGAUGCAACGGUUUGUGGCAGUGCUGCUGAGCUGAGGGAAAAUGCACAUGCUACUGGGGACCAUUUACUUCUGGAAGGAGGUGACACACCCAGAAUGAUGAGGCCUUCCAUCCCCAAGUGCAAAGAUAAACUUGAUUCUGUUGACACGACAUUGAAAAAUGAGGUUGAAGAAUCGGAUGAUGACCAAGCCGUCCUCUCUCUCUGUGGUAUGUCGACUCCUGAGAGCAUACUCUCAGAUGAAGAGCCUGUGAUGGACCCGAUCAAGGACAAGAGCACGAGCACUGAAGUUUGGCGAACUGACUGGCACAAGAGUCACAUGGCAGCUGUAAGCAGCGAGAAGUUUGACAGCCUCUUGAAAAUAUGUUCAGACUUCCACGGCUGUAAGAGCCACAUGGCAGCAUUUGUCUUGAUAACAGAGGUGUUGGAUACAGCGGGCUGUCCCUGUGAGCAGUACAAGGUGGUGGCGGUGGGAGCUGGCCGUUCAAGCUGCAGCAAGUGGCUUUGCUACAAUGGGAUGAUGGUCCAUGACUGCCACGCCAUCAUCAUCGCCAGACGAGCUCUCCUGAGGUUUCUGUACAAACAGCUUCUGCUGUUCUUUGAAGCUGAUCCAAAGGCCAAGGAGAACUGUAUUUUUGAGAGUAGUGCAGACAGCCACCAGCUUCAGCUCAAACCCAAGAUCAGCCUGCAUCUCUACACCAAUCAGUGUCCCGAAGGAGCCGCUAAGAACUUCAACUUCAUGGGCUCGGCAAACAAUGCUUGGACCCCUAUGAAGCUGCAGUAUCACGCCAAAGGCCUGCUGACCCCUGCGGCCUACCUCGACCCAAGUUUAUUGGGUGCCAAAGUCUGCUGCAUGUCCGGUAGUGACAAGCUGUGUCGCUGGACUGUCACUGGGGUUCAGGGUGCAUUACUGAGCCACUUCAUUCAGCCGCUCUACAUCACCAGCAUGGUGCUAGGAUGCCAGAAGAUCUUAAACGAGCAAGUGUCUGAUAUCACCAACAAGCGGCUGGGCGACGGAUGGGAGGCCCUUCUGCCUUCACCCUACAAGAAACAUGACAUCCUCUUGCUCUGCGGCGAUUACGUGGGACCUCAUGCAGCCUCCCCGCAGCACGACAAUCUCAGCAUCAACUGGUGCCUCGGAGACAAGGAUAUUGAAGUCUUAGACAGUAGAACGGGCUGCAUCGUUGACGGCUCUCCCUUUGUGAGCGGGCCUACCUUCUCCAGCAGACUUUGCAAGAGAGCCCUCUACAGUUAUUUCCUCCGAGUUGCACAGCUGGGUGGACAUGCCUAUCUGCUGGAGCUUCCCACCUACCACAGUGUCAAGAUCGAAGCCGGUUUUUACCAGAUUGUCAAAGACGUGGUCAAACAGCAGUUCGUCAGAAUCCACGCUGGUCUCUGGAUUCCAAAAAAGCUGGUGGAUUGUUUUAGCACUUGA